Messenger RNA from Rhincodon typus (whale shark), 3766 nucleotides. Its product is annotated as oxysterol-binding protein 1. The coding region runs from base 10 to 2133 and encodes 707 amino acids. Gene Ontology annotation, cellular component: intracellular membrane-bounded organelle; membrane; cytosol. Lineage: Eukaryota; Metazoa; Chordata; Chondrichthyes; Orectolobiformes; Rhincodontidae. The record is from RefSeq and is a predicted model, not a curated record. Gene Ontology annotation, molecular function: sterol binding. The transcript has 13 exons.
CAGGCAGAGAUGGGGCACACAUGCCGUGGGACGAUCAACCUCGCCACGGCCAACAUCACAGUGGAGGACUCAUGCAAUUUCAUCAUCUCCAAUGGGGGAGCCCAGACUUACCACCUAAAGGCCAGUUCGGAGGUUGAGAGGCAGCGCUGGAUCACGGCCCUGGAGUUGGCCAAAGCCAAGGCUGUCAAGAUGCAAGCUGAAUCAGAUGACUCUGCUGAUGAGGAGCCGGCCUCUCAGACGGAUAAGACAGAAGUGCAGAACACGUUGAGGACCCUUACUAGCAAGGUGGAGGACCUAUCGACGUGCAACGACCUCAUCGCGAAGCAUGGCACGGCCUUGCAGCGUUCGCUCAGCGAGCUGGAGAACCUCAAGCUGCCUCCGGAGAGCUCUGAGAAAAUCAAGCAAGUCAACGAACGAGCUACGCUCUUCCGAAUCACCUCCAACGCCAUGAUCAAUGCUUGUCGUGACUUCCUGCUCCUGGCCCAGACUCACAGUAAGAAAUGGCAGAAAGCGCUGCAGCAUGAGCGGGAGCAGCGGAUCCGGCUGGAGGAGACCCUGGAACAGCUGGCCAAGCAGCACAACAACCUGGAGCGAGCGUUCCGCGGAGCUACGGUCCUGCCGCCCUGCAGCACGCUCAGUGUCGGCUCUGUCAAAGGGAGCACCAGUAGCCGGGAUCUGAGUGAUGAGGACGACGAGAAUGAAUUCUUUGACGCGAUGGAGGAUGUGGCGGAGUUUAUCACUGUCCAGGCCGAUUCGCGGUACCACAGGCGGACGGGCAGCAAUAUCAGUGGAGCCAGCAGUGAGGGAGCAUUCGAGGAUCAAUUGUUAGAUGAGCAGAUGUCCAGCAGCAACACUAGCUCCAGCACCAGCGCCGUCGAACUGGUGAGCAAAGAGCCAGCAACCAAGCGGAACCGGAGGACCAGCAUCCCUGACAAGCCCAACUACAGCCUCAACCUCUGGAGUAUCAUGAAGAACUGCAUCGGCAAGGAGCUGUCUAAAAUCCCCAUGCCCGUUAACUUCAACGAACCCCUGUCGAUGCUGCAGCGACUAACGGAGGACCUGGAGUAUCACGAGCUCCUGGACAAAGCCUCCAAGUGCGAGAAUGCCUUAGAGCAGCUGUGCUACGUGGCUGCCUUCACAGUGUCCUCAUACUCCACCACCGUCUUCCGAACGGGAAAGCCUUUCAACCCUUUGCUUGGGGAGACCUUCGAAUUGGACCGGCUGGAAGAUGAAGGCUUCAGGUCGAUCUGCGAGCAGGUCAGUCACCACCCUCCGGCUGCUGCACAUCAUGUAGAUUCCAAGUAUGGCUGGACAUUGAGGCAAGAGAUAGCUAUCGCUAGCAAAUUCAGGGGAAAGUAUCUCUCCAUCAUGCCCCUGGGCACCAUCCAUUGCACCUUCCAUCAAAGCGGCAACCAUUAUACGUGGAAAAAAGUCACCACCACAGUGCACAACAUCAUAGUGGGCAAGUUGUGGAUCGACCAGAGUGGAGAAGUUGACAUCAUCAACAGGAAGACAAGGGACAAGUGCCACUUGAAGUUUGCACCUUACAGCUAUUUCUCUCGGGAUGUGGCAAGGAAGGUCACCGGCGUUGUCACAGACAGCAUGGGGAAAGCUCACUUCAUUCUUUCUGGGACGUGGGACGAAAAGAUGGAAUACUCGCGGGUCCUGCACAGCAGCAAAGGAGAGAACAGUGUGGAGGGGAGGCAGAAGACUGUGUACGAGACUCUGCGAGGGAAGGAGCUCUGGAGAAGGCACAAAGCACCGGAACGUGCGGAAUCCAUGUACUACUUCUCAGAGCUCGCCCUGACCCUAAAUGAGCUGGAGGAGGGGGUGGCCCCCACCGACAGUCGCUUACGGCCGGACCAGAGGCUGAUGGAGAACGGCAGGUGGGACGAGGCCAACAUGGAGAAGCAGCGACUGGAGGAGAAACAGCGCGCUGUGCGACGCAAGCGAGAGUCAGACAUCAACAAGAUGUCAGAUGGGCAAACGCACUCCAUGGACGCAUCCUAUCGGCCUCUGUGGUUCGAGAAAAGGGAGGACCCUUACACCAAAGAGCUGGUGCAUCUCUACAAGGGUGGAUACUGGGAGGCGAAAGAGAAGCAAGACUGGCACCUGUGCCCGGAUAUCUUCUGAAGUCCAGUGCCUGCUGCUGCCUGGUGCUGGGUUUGUGUGUGCGUUUUGUGUGUGUGCGCGUGAGAGAGUGGGCGACUGUGCUGGACUCUGGACUCGGACUGAGCGAUCGCUUCUGUCUGUCAUGGCCCUGAUGCGAGGGAUCCAGCGGGAAGAGCCCGACAAGUGAGGCGGGCAGGGGCAUCAGUUGCUCACCCCUACUGUCUGUCUUCCCCCCCCCCAACUACUCCCCCCCCCCCCCCACCCAAACUUUACCCUCUCACUUCACCACCCUCUUCUCUCCAGGGUGAAGAUACUCAGCCUACAGUCAACCCAGUUGUAAAAACAAAAUGGCACCUAGUAAUAUUGUAUAAAGCAAAAGUCAAAUCUGUCAACACAUCCGCCUUUCUUUGCAGACUUGUUCCCUAGCCUCAUCAGCACUUGCGGGCGGAGGUGUGAGGUGAAGGGGCUGGAUGUCUGCGCAGGGAAUAGGAGGGUGUGUGUGUGUUUGUGUGUGUGUUCUGCCAUUCCUAAGGUGCAGCAGGAAGGGUGGCACUUCCGCUGGCACUGAGUGGAGUUGGUCUUUACCCAGUAGGGGGGUGGGGUUUAGGGCAGCUUCUGGAUGAGGGACACUUGUUUGACUGCGUGUUGGGGCUGGGCGGGGUGGGGGGGGGGGUGCUCUUUUUGUUUUAAAGUGCAAAGUGACCCAUCCCAUCAGAAUCACAAGAGGCAGACCUCCCAGGCUUGCGAUUGGGGGGUGGGGGGGAGGCUACUCCUGGUUUUCACUGCUCAGGUGAUGAACGGGAGUAGGGUUUUUAUUUGUUGGCGUUUUGAACAUCUGGAUCUAGUAAGAGGAGAGUGUUCAAGGCGGGGAGGGGGUUAAUGCGGGACAGAUGGUGGGAACGGAAGGUGAUCGCUGUUAGCUCCAUGUAAUGCCUGGCAGGUCAGUGCAGAGGAGCCAAAUUCUCACACCCCACCCCCACCUCACCCCUCCCCUGCCCCUGCUACCUUAGAAGCUGUGCUCCUCUGACCCAGCUCACCAGAGUGUGGGUUGACGGUGCAGUGGAUACCGUCCCCCACCUCACCCCCAGCAGUUGGCCGUCGCUCAGUGAUCGGCAUGGCCCCCUGCCCUUGAUUUCAGAGGCUGAAAGCCCUUUAGCCGCAGAGCCAGGCUGGCCAUUCUCUGGGUGCUCCCACGUUGAGGGAGCAGCGCAGGGCCGAUGUAGGGGGUGGUCUUACAGAACUCGGAGCGCCACUCUAGCGGGCGCGCCGGUCUUUCGGGGGUGAGAUGCUAAAACGGGUGCCCCCUUCCACCCUGUCCUCGGGGAUGUUAAAGAUUCUGCAGCCACCAGUCUGAAGAGAAAGGAGGGGGCGGGGGUGUGGAAAGGGUGAUUUCUCAUCCCCCACCGCUCUGUUCCACCCCCGGGGGCCUGGGUUCCACUGUCUUAGCUGUCAACCAACCAACAUCACACGAGAAGCAAAACGCAGAUGAUUCCGGUCAUUUUAUUACAUUUGCAGUUUGUGGGAUCUUGCUGUGCGUGAACUGGCUGCCGCGUUUCCUACACUACAACACUGACUACGUUUCAAUAAAGUAAUUCGUUGCCUGUAAAACGCUCCAGGGGCAUCCUGAGCCGGUGAAAAGGUGCUGCCGUGUAAA